CAGCUUUAAACUCCUUUGGUUUCCUCCCUCAGGCCUCACUCACUGCUCAGCAACCAAAUGGAGCCGCGGCUUAAAACCAUUCAUCUCUGACACUCGCUCAGCUAUAUUCGUGAAACGCUGAUUCACACAAGCAAAAUGAGUUACAGAAGGGAGCACCGUGGUUCGAGAUCCUCUCUCUUUGAUGGCCUUGAGGAAGGCGGUCUAAGCGCGUCCUCCUCGUACUCCCACGAAACUAAUGAUCAUGACAAUGAAAGAGCUGUGGAGAGUUUGCAAGACAGGGUUUUAUUACUUAAGAGAGUAACGGGUGAUAUACACGAGGAAGUGGAAAGCCAUAAUCGUUUGCUUGAUCGUAUGGGCAAUGACAUGGAUUCAUCAAGGGGUGUGAUGUCAGGAACCAUGGAUCGAUUCAAGAUGGUAUUUGAGAAGAAAUCUAACCGGAGAAUGUGUACUCUUGUUAUGUGCUUUGUGGUUUCCUUCUUAAUUAUAUUAUAUCUCAUCAGUUGAAGUGCCAAACCCAUCUUAAUGCAAUCAAAACCGAACAGCCCCAAAUAACAUCUAUUGCUGCCAGUCAUCAACGCACUCAUCUUCAUCAUCAAAACCCAACCACCCUUGGCCUGUGGCCAAAGUCAACCUUGAACAGUUGGCCAAAACAAUGACUUGACACUCCACUAACUCCAGUAACGCUAUUGAUGAGCACUAGCAGUGCCGCCUGGUCCUUGAAUUUGCCAAUAUAUGAGUUGAGGAUCAGCUUGAGAGUUGAGAGUGAGUUUUCAAAAAAUAUGACAAUAAAAACUUUUAAUCCUAUAUUGUCCUAAAAUGCAAGUUAGCUUUUUCAGCCAGGACAGACCAAAAGAACCCUAUUUUUAAACUGGUAUGUCUGGUAAGUGUACGGAUUGGUGGCUUGUACAAUAAAUUCUACUGGUUCCGGUAUGUACAGUAUUUGUAACUUAGUUUGGGGCUUCAUAAGCUGUAUGCUUUGAUAAUUCAAUGCAUGAAAAGGCAUUGGUGAGGAGCUUGCAAGCCAUUUAGGUCUUCAUUAGCUGUGCUCCUUAACAAUUCCAUGCAUGCUAUGUUAAAGCUACAAACCUGUUUUACACCUAUGAAGAGCUUUGUGCUCAUAAAUGCUUUAAUCAAUCAAUAUAGUGAUGAAGGUUUUUAGUACAAAUUUGCUUGCAUGAUAAAUGAGACAUCAAGGGGAAAUAGGUGUUGUAGUUUGCAUGGCUUGAACAAAUCUGUGCUGUUGAUGCUGAUUAGCUUAUUUCU
This is a messenger RNA of Quercus lobata, 1263 nucleotides long. RefSeq names its product bet1-like SNARE 1-1. Lineage: Eukaryota; Viridiplantae; Streptophyta; Magnoliopsida; Fagales; Fagaceae. The coding region runs from base 136 to 504 and encodes 122 amino acids. The record is from RefSeq and is a predicted model, not a curated record. The transcript is spliced from 6 exons.